Vicugna pacos (alpaca) is the source of this 572-nucleotide messenger RNA. Its product is annotated as olfactory receptor 5P6-like. Gene Ontology annotation, cellular component: membrane. Lineage: Eukaryota; Metazoa; Chordata; Mammalia; Artiodactyla; Camelidae. The record is from RefSeq and is a predicted model, not a curated record. Gene Ontology annotation, biological process: G protein-coupled receptor signaling pathway. Gene Ontology annotation, molecular function: G protein-coupled receptor activity; olfactory receptor activity.
UAUACUGUUUCAUCUCAGGUUCCUUUUGGUAGCAGCUGCAUAAUCUCAUGGAUUCCCUGGGAGAUGGGAACCACACUGCAGUGACAGAGUUCAUUUUACUGGGCUUAACAAAUGACCCAGUCCUUCGAAUCAUCCUCUUCAUGAUCAUCCUAUGUAUCUACCUGGUGACCAUAUCUGGCAAUCUCAGCACAAUCAUUCUUAUCAGAAUCUCUUCUCAGCUCCACCAUCCCAUGUACUUUUUCCUGAGCCACUUGGCCUUUGCUGACAUGGGCUAUUCAUCUUCUGUUACACCCAAUAUGCUUGUAAACUUCCUGGUGGAGACAAAUACCAUCUCCUAUCAUGGAUGUGCCAUGCAGCUUGGUUCAGCUGGUAUCUUUGGGACAGCUGAGUGCUUCAUUCUGGCUGCCAUGGCAUAUGAUCGCUUCGUGGCAAUCUGCAACCCACUGCUUUAUUCCACCAAAAUGUCCACACAAGUCUGUGUUCAGUUACUUACAGUGGCUUAUAUUGGUGGUUUUCUCAAUGCUUCCUCCUUUACUAUUUCCUUCUAUUUUUUACUCUUCUUGAUCCAUUGA